Messenger RNA from Emiliania huxleyi CCMP1516, 693 nucleotides. RefSeq lists its product as hypothetical. The record is from RefSeq and is a predicted model, not a curated record. NCBI's taxonomy places the organism in Eukaryota, Haptophyta, Isochrysidales, Noelaerhabdaceae. The annotation marks the transcript as partial. The transcript has 2 exons.
CUGGCCCGAAGGCGCGCAGCAAACUCGCGGACGCACUCCCUGCGCCCAAACGAGUCGCGGGGAUCGCGGAGGGGGAAAGGGUUGCCCCAGGGAGACGAAGCGCACUGCGCGCCCAGGUCAAAGAGUCGCGGGUGGACACAGCCCUGGCAGCCGCCGCAUCGCAUGACGCUCCGCCACUCGCCGCCGCCUCGCGGCCCCGCCCGCCGCAGCUCGCUCUGGUUCCCCACCCGCCGAAGGGCCUCCCGGAGGACAACCACGUCGGCGUCGUCCAGACUGACGCCAAGCACGUCGCAGAGCUCCUCCUCGAGAGUGAGAAGGGGCUGGCGAGGAAGCGGGUGGCCAGCGCGGCGGCAGACGUCGCCUCGCAGCAGGUCGCCUGGCAGCUGCUCGCCUGGCAGCUGCUCGCCUCGCAGCUGCUCGCCUCGCAGCUGCUCGCCUCGCAGCUGCUCGCCUCGCAGCUGCUCGCCUCGCAGCUGCUCGCCUCGCGGCGCGCCCGGCGGUCGAGCUGAAGCAGCAGCGCCAGGCGGGGCCUCCAGGUGCUCGCCGCCCCAUCGCGGCGGCCGGCCGGCCGAGCUCUGCUGAAACGUGCCCGGGAUGCCUUUUGCAUCCAGGCGUCGUUCUGCGGAGCGCGGCACACCGGCCGGUGGCGCGCAUGCCGAGCCAGAGUCCUCGCGACCGGUGCCAGCGGCAGCG